AUGAUGAGUUCUGCCGCCUGGGAAGGCCAGGACCAGCACAUGGCCUCGGGCCCCGACGAUGAAUUCAACCAGUUUCUCGACAUGAGCGGCAUCGGCAGCAUUCCAGACACGAGCGCCAUGCAGUUUGAUUUUCACGGCUUCAACGACGGCGCCUCGGCCGGCCCCCAACCCAUGAUGGCCGGCGCCGCUCACCAGCACCCGCAGCAUCAGCACCAGCAGCCGCGUCAGGCCCCCUCGGCCGGCGAUGCCCUCAUGACCGACUCGGACCCCUCGAGCAUGAUCCCCCGCAGUGACGGCCUGCUGCAGAACCACACGCCCGCCAUGUCCACCGGCGUCUCCCACCCGUCCAUCACCGCCCACAUGCUGGCCACGUCGGCCCCCGACUCCAUCUCCAACAUUGACGCCCAGAUUCACUACCUCCAACAGCAAAAGUUUCACCAGCAGCAGCGCCAGCUCCAUGAACAGCAGGCCACCUUCUACGGGCCCCACGGCCACUCUGUGCCCCCAACCCCUCAGAGCCUCGAGAUGCCGCCCGGCAGCGGCCAGUUUUACUCCCAGGCCGAGCAGAUGCCCCAGCGCACUGCCUACGAUCGCAGCUAUCACCAGCGUGUGGCCGAGCAAGAUAUGGCCUUUACACCUCUUGUGUCUCCCGCCGUCACCCCUCUAGAUCCUCACUUCAACAUGGAGCACAACUUUGCUGUUCCUGGCUCGUACUUCAGCCCCCUGACUUCACCUGCUCUGCACGCCCAACCCGAUGGCUCUAUCUAUGACCACAGCACCAACUCCAACAACUCUCCUAUCGACAUGGACCUGGAGACGCCUCCCGCCACGCAAACUGUACAACCUAGCCAGGAUCUAGCCAAGAAGGCACGCAGAAAUAACGCCGCCAAGGCUCGCUCAAAAGCUGCCGUCAAGAAUUCCCCCAUUGCCAAGCCUCAACGCCGCAAGGUCGGCCCCAGCCCUGCCAUUGUCUCCCAGGUUCUGAGCGAGGUCGACGAGCGAAGGCUGCAAAAUGGCAGUGAAACGGGCCUGCUGCCUCUGCCGGCUACCUCGACAGAGGGCUCCGAGGAGAAUGCUUCAGUGUCGCCCGAAAACCUCACAGACAUGCCCCCACCGCCAGUCCCUGCGCGCAGAUCCAACAGCAAGUCUCCCUACAUCCAGGCCCAGAACGGCAACUCGAACCAGGCACCGCCGCUGUCUCUCAACGAAGAGCGCCAGCAGCCUCAUCCUGCUACUCCCGCCUCACUCAUGAAGCUGGCCUCCAAGGGCAAGAAGCCGCAGUCGACCAAUCAGCAGGGCGACACGGCCACCGAACACAUUGAGUCUCUCGAGCUGCCUGAAUCCGUCUCCAACAGACCGUUGGCGCCCAUCAACACCCAAAUCGCCUCCCAGUUCCCUGGAAACGACCAACCUACCUCUGCCCGCAGCACAAACUUCCACCCUUCACCCUCGCCGCAUCUGCGUCCAGCCGGCGGCACCCCGUCCGCCAGUGCGAGCCCCUCGCUUGGUCCUCGAUCGGCUGGUCCAUCGGCGCGCAAAACCCCACAGAUGCUUUCACGGAACGGCAGAAAACGCUCGACCGGCUCCGUGCACGUGUCUCCCGCCCUUCUCCCCCGGAUCUCGCCCAACAUCAAGCCGCUGAUGCCCGGCACGCCGGGCAUGUCGGCCGAGGACACGUCGCGGCUCCUCAUGUCCAAGUCCAACUAUCAAAACAUCCUCGAGGGCAACACGGUACCCGGCGUCAGCUACCCGACCGAGCUGUCGACCAACCUCACAUCGAAGCGCACCUCGCACAAGAUUGCCGAGCAAGGCCGCCGCAACCGCAUCAACUCGGCGUUGCAGAUCAUGGCGAGCCUAUUGCCCGACACAGGGAAGCCAACGUCUGAGGACGGCGAAGACAAGAAGGACAGCAAGGCGGGCAGCAGCAACAGCAACAGCACCAAUACGCCGAGCAGCAAGGCCAGUGUGGUGGAGAAUGCCAUUGUGCACAUGAAGAAUUUGCAAAAAGAAAACGAAGACUUGAAGAAGGACCUGGAAGAACUAAGGAGUAGAAUGGAGGGCUUACAAAAGGCUUCGUGA
Molecule: messenger RNA, 2079 nt
Organism: Akanthomyces muscarius
Lineage: Eukaryota; Fungi; Ascomycota; Sordariomycetes; Hypocreales; Cordycipitaceae
Exons: 2
Coding region: 1-2079 (692 amino acids)
Molecular function (GO): protein dimerization activity
Source: RefSeq, a predicted model, not a curated record